UGUCUGGGGGGCUGGGGUCCAACGUCACGCUGGUGUGUGGAGCAGCACUAGACAGGACAUCAGUGAAGUGGCGUCUGAACAGGAGUUCCAUGUUACCAUGGCAGCACCGAGUGACAUCAGAUGGUCAGCUGGUCCUCCUGCAGGCUGACCACGCUGCCGAGGGAAACUACAGCUGCCAUGACGACCGGGGACGACUCAUCAGGACAACCAGACUGAGGCUGGGGCAUCCCCCCGGGCUGCUCAAUGUUUCCUGUCGCGUGUCCAAUCACAGCCUGGUAUUGUGUUCAUGGGUGGAGUCUGUGAAGACCCUCCUGCCUGCCCAGUACCACACCUCUUACAGGGGUAAUAAGAGCCAGGUGAGGAUGUGUGUGGUGUCGUCCCCUCCCCAGAAGCAGUGCACCAUCACAGACCCUACCAUGUGGCAGCACUACCACAACAUCAACAUCACCGAGACCAACCCUCUGGGGUCACAGACCACCAUCCUGAUGGUCAAGUUCCAUGAGCUCUUGCAGCCAGACCCCCCAGAGGCAGUAACAGCAGUGGGGAUGGUAGGAUAUCCCAUGAGGCUCCAGGUCUACUGGACCAACCCUGCCUCCUGGCUCCACGACGCUGUGCCCUUCCCCCUCCGCUUCCAGCUCCGCUACCGUCCUGUAGGAUCCAGCAUCUGGUCUAACGUGGAGUCUAAGUCCAGCCCCCUGCUGAUAACUGAUGCCCUAGCAGGCCACGCCCACCAGCUGCAGGUGAGAGCCCAGGACGACAUCAACCCAGACAGCCAGUGGAGUGAGUGGAGCCCCCUACUGCAGGCUUGUCCAUGGAUUGGUAGUACUGCCGAGCCUACUGAAGAAACAUUCCCUGUCGACUACAACGACACGGACGCAGACGCCUCUACAGCCAACACCAAGUCAGAGAGCCCAGAGGAUGAUGGUGGCGGUCUGCUGAUUCUACUGGCCCUGUUCGCUGGUAUCAUCCUGGCCCUGGUGUCCUCUCUAUCGGUCCUCAUGUGGGUGAGGCAACGGAGGCGGGACAAUGUGACAAAACAGGAACUAACCUCAAUGGUGAAGAUGAAGUCCAUGCCAAUCUAAACCUAGGUUGGCCCCUCCUCUCAGCCCUUAUAGGGCCUCUUGUCUCCACCAGGCCACACCCCCAACAGAUGGGUGCAGCAUCCACACAACACGACCCACAAUCCACCAUGCUACCCGCAAGCCAUCUGGGACGUGUGCCGUGCCUGAUCGCUGCCUGCCAACGAACAGAUAUGUUGCAACCAAUGACUGACUCCUCCCACUGGAGUUUAACAUCAUCUGAUUGGCUAUGAGGCUCAACACUACGUACUGUACAGUAUGGAGCACCAACUAACAACAUACCUGUCCUCCUCCCCUGAACUUCACUGACCGAACCAGGUAUAGGUUCUGGUCUCUACCUUUCACAUCAUUUUCCUUUCUGUGUACCUGAUGAUCUCAUGGUCCUUCAUUCAUUUCAACUGUAAGAAGCAUCACAGGGCAUUAUUGUAUAGACCGAUUGGCAUUAUAAACUGUUUUAGACUGUUUAUGAAGAGGGUAUAGAUAGAUAGAUUGGCAUUAUAAACUGUUUUAGACUGUUUAUGAAGAGGGUAUAGAUAGAUAGAUUGGCAUUAUAAACUGUUUUAGACUGUUUAUGAAGAGGGUAUAGAUAGAUAGAUUGGCAUUAUAAACUGUUUUAGACUGUUUAUGAAGAGGGUAUAGAUAGAUAGAUUGGCAUUAUAAACUGUUUUAGACUGUUUAUGAAGAGGGUAUAGAUAGAUAGAUUGGCAUUCUGCAGAAUAGAGACUGCAAUUCAGAGGAGAAGGAACGGACUGCAAACAAGGCUGCUGCUAUUGGUCAUCGGAUGAAAAAGGAGGGAACAGAGUUUUGGCCAUAUCCAUGCUGGCCAAUCACUAGCAGUGUCUGGAUGACGUCAUAACUUCCUGUAUAUCUGCAUAGUUGCGUUAAAUGAGUCAAUGGAACGAAGAUGUUUUAUUGACCAGACUGGAACACAUUCAACAAUCUGAUCUAACAAAAUAGGUUUUCGUCAAAUCUGUCAUGAUUUAUGUAUUGUAACAAAGCCCACAAUGUGGUUACUUACAGACUCCACCAGACUAGACUAGACUCCACCAGACUAGACUCCACCAGACUAGACUCCACCAGACUAGACUAGACUCCACCAGACUAGACUCCACCAGACUAGACUCCACCAGACUAGACUCCACCAGACUAGAGGAGACUAGACUCCACCAGACUAGACUAGACUCCACCAGACUAGACUCCACCAGACUAGACUAGACUCCACCAGACUAGACUCCACCAGACUAGACUAGACUCCACCAGACUAGACUCCACCAGACUAGACUCCACCAGACUAGACUAGACUCCACCAGACUAGACUCCACCAGACUAGACUCCACCAGACUAGACUCCACCAGACUAGAGGAGACUAGACUCCACCAGACUAGAGUAGACUAGACUCCACCAGACUAGAGUAGACUAGACUCCACCAGACUAGAGUAGACUAGACUCCACCAGACUAGAGUAGACUAGACUCCACCAGACUAGAGUAGACUAGACUCCACCAGACUAGACUCCACCAGACUAGAGGAGACUAGACUCCACCAGACUAGAGUAGACUAGACUCCACCAGACUAGAGUAGACUAGACUCCACCAGACUAGAGUAGACUAGACUCCACCAGACUAGAGUAGACUAGACUCCACCAGACUAGAGGAGACUAGACUCCACCAGACUAGACUAGACUCCACCAGACUAGAGUAGACUAGACUCCACCAGACUAGAGGAGACUAGACUCCACCAGACUAGACUAGACUCCACCAGACUAGAGUAGACUAGACUCCACCAGACUAGACUCCACCAGACUAGACUAGACUCCACCAGACUAGAGUAGACCAGACUCGACUCCACCAGACCAGACUAGAGUAAACCAGACUAGAGUAGACCAGACUCGACUCCACCAGACCGGACUAGAGUAGACCAGACUAGAGUAGACCAGACUAGAGUAGACCAGACUCGACUCCACCAGACCGGACUAGAGUAGACCAGACUAGACUAGAGUAAACCAGACUAGACUAGACUCCACCAGACCAGACCAGACUAGACUCUACAGAGUCCCAGCCCUGACAACCUUUACAGUUCAUGACCCCCCAUGGCCAAGACAUCUACAAAGCCCCAGCCCUGACAACCUUUACAGUUCAUGACCCCCCAUGGCCAAGACAUCUACAAAGCCCCAGCCCUGACAACCUUUACAGUUUCAUGACCCCCCAUGGCCAAGACAGAUGAAUAAUAUGGUUACCCUCUCACCGUCACCCAUUAUGAGAGGGAUUUAAACACUUCAGAUACAACCAGCAUGACAUCAGUUCUCGUCCCUCCCAUUUCCCAACAUCCCACAGUGUUAUUCUGCUCUAAAUGACAGUGAUGUUAUUGGUUGGUUCUUCACAUCGCUGUGUCGUCAUGGGAAACACAACGUGCCUUUGCUCAAACUUCCUUUCUGAGAUGAUUUCACAACUGUAAUGUUCUCUCAAGCUAUUACCUAUGCAUGGAUCCUAUUGAAGCUUGGUGUAUGUUGUAUUCUAUAUUAUAUUAACCAACAGAAUGAAAUAGUUCCUAUAUAUUAUGUCUUGUUUUGUUGUUGAGAUCUUUAGCUAAACUGUUAUCUAUGCAGAUCUUUAGCUAAAACUGUUACCUAUGCACCAUUCCCCAGUCAAUGAUAUGAAGCUCAAAUACAGUAUGUACAUAUUUCCCAGUCUGUAUAUUCGUCCCAAAUGGCACCCUGUUCCCGUAGUGCUCUAGUGUUGACCAGGCCCAUGCAGCUCUGGUCAACAGUAGUGUCCUCUAAUAGAGAUUAGGGUGCCAUGUGGGAAACAUGUCCUUUUCAACACACGAUCAUGUUGUUUUCAUGAUUCAUAGUAAUUAAUCAUAUUUUGUUUUCUGUUUUCUGAGAUAAUGAUCGACGGAAAGUGAUUGUCUCAUUGAUAAUCAAAGUGAACAUAAGCAAAGUAUGAUUUUUAAAAUUCAAACCCUGAUUUAAUAGCAAUAUUUCAAAUCCAGGCGAA
Molecule: messenger RNA, 4074 nt
Organism: Oncorhynchus keta (chum salmon)
Lineage: Eukaryota; Metazoa; Chordata; Actinopteri; Salmoniformes; Salmonidae
Gene: il11ra
Product: interleukin 11 receptor, alpha
Exons: 10
Coding region: 90-1082 (330 amino acids)
Biological process (GO): cytokine-mediated signaling pathway
Cellular component (GO): external side of plasma membrane; membrane
Molecular function (GO): protein binding; cytokine receptor activity
Source: RefSeq, a predicted model, not a curated record